Molecule: messenger RNA, 2821 nt
Organism: Scatophagus argus
Lineage: Eukaryota; Metazoa; Chordata; Actinopteri; Scatophagidae
Product: dixin-like
Exons: 21
Coding region: 199-2082 (627 amino acids)
Biological process (GO): canonical Wnt signaling pathway
Cellular component (GO): cytosol
Molecular function (GO): protein binding
Source: RefSeq, a predicted model, not a curated record
AUAGGUCAGUCGUGGUUACUUCACACCGCUGUCCUGCCAGGGUAACGGUAGCCGUCUCAUCCAGCCACUCAAUUGUCUGGGUUUGUUGGCGUUUGCUGUACAGCGGUAGUUAGUAACGAGGUCUGCCCGUUGUUUCAAGAGUCGUGUCAGAGGCAAUGAAGCUAGUCAGCUAGCUUAAAUGGGUUUUCGAGUUAAAAGAUGAUCGCCUCACUUUCUAGAGGAAGUUUGCUGGAUGAGGUCCUCCAUGGUGGCUUAAAUGAGCAGCAACUGGCAGCGUAUAUUUCCUGGGUGAACUCUCAGCUGAAGAGGAAACCAGGCCUGAAGCCUAUUACAGACCUCAGGCAUGAUCUACAGGAUGGGGUGGUUCUCACACAGCUAAUAGAGAUAGUUGCUGGAGAAGUGCUGGAGGGAGUGUAUGUAGCUCCACAAAACAAAGAGGAAAGCAGGAAGAAUGUGGACAAAGUCUUGCAGUUCAUUUCCUCCAGACACAUACGCAUGCCACACAUAUCCGCAGGAGACAUUGUCUCUGGUAAUCUGAAAUCUGUAAUGAGGAUAAUUCUGGCGCUGGCUGCCCACUUCAAGCCCUCGGCCAAUCACAGGGCUUCCUCUGCAAGUGGGAGAGGUUUGACGAGGGGCUCUGCCAGCCACAACCCUCUUUCCACUGUUGCACUAGCACAAGGUGCGGCAGCCGCACUGGCAUCAGCGCGGCUCGAUGCCUCACAGUCUGCAUGUACCGCACGAAUCCACAGUGGCUGGACGUUGGAGAACAGUGUGUGUGUCCGUGCACUGGUUGAGCAAUAUGAAAGGCGAUCUCCGGAUGAGCAGGACAAUCCUCAGCAGAGCAGCCUCAGCUCCGUCAGUCCACUCUCAUCUCCAAGAGCUCCACUCAAUAGCCAUUCGGAAGGACAGCAGGAGGACUGCCAACAGCAGGACAUCAGUGCCGAGUCAUCUCAUGUUGCAGUGAAGACAGCGUGGGAGGAUUCUCUCAGUGAAACCUUGGAGAAGGAGGUGCAGGACACAAGAAAAAUGGUGUCUGCUUUACAGGCCCUGCUGCUGCAUGGUUCACUGCCCGAGGACGAGCAGGAUGUGUCUUUGAGUUUGGACCAAGACAACGCUGAACAGCAACUGGUUGUCGUUCGCAGUCGUUUGGAUCAGAGUAUGGAGGAAGCUCUGGAGCUCAAGAGGGAACUGUUGCGCUGUAAGCAGGAGAUGAGAAACCUGCAGGGAGUCAAGGAUGCCCAGCAGCAGAGGCUGUGCACUCAGGAGGCGUCAAUACUGCAGAUGAAGCAAGAGCUUCUCAGAGCCAGCAUGACGAAGGAUGAACUCGUAAACAAGAACGCAGAGCUGCAGUGGAAGCUGGAGGAGUCUAACAGGCUGUGGGGUGAAUGCAGGAAAGAGAUGGCACCGAAGGACAGGCUACUGCAGCAACUCAAACACAAGCUUGAAGAAAGCCAAAAAAAGCAGAGUGAAUUGCAAAGAGAGUUGGAGCAUAAAAACAGCAUGCAGAUUCCCACUGGCACAGAAAACAAUGGAUGUUCUUACUCCGGAAAUCCAGCUCCCUCUAUGUCAGGCCAGGCAGAGGAGGUUCAGCUGCUCAGAGAUGCACUUAGGAGUUUGAGGAACAACUUCAGAGACCACGACCCGCAGCACCACACACUGGAUACCCUGGAGCAGGGCAUAGUAUCGCUCAUUGACAGACUGCACGUUCUGAAUACACACAGGGGAAGGGGGAAAUCUCCAAGACGCAAAGGUCAGCAGUCAGACGCUGACACGUGGCCUUGCACAAACGUUUGCCAGCCCCACAGUGGAUCUUCUGCCUCCACUAAAAUCCUUUAUUUUACUGGAAAAUCUCCAACGCCUUCCAUGAUUAGUAUACCGAAAAGGCUGGGUGAAGUGACACUUAAGGACGUUAAGGCAGCUGUGGAUCGAGAGGGAAACUACAGGUAUCACUUCAAGGCCCUGGACCCCGAGUUUGGCACUGUGAAAGAAGAAGUUUUCCUGGAUGGAGCAAUCAUUCCUGGCUGGGAAGGAAAAAUAGUGGCCUGGGUAGAAGAGGACCGCGGUGAGGAAAGGCCACUGUAGGUUCAAGCUGAGGAAGCACUUCUUGUUUUUGCUCCCGGUUGUUUUGAUCCCAGAGGAUCACAGAGACAACCGAGGCACCCAAAGGAGGCACAAGCAGACGCUUUUUGAGAUUCAAACUGUUGGGGAAUAACUGGAAAAAUUGUCAGUAAGAGAUUUGGGUUUAUCAGCUGGUGUAAAUCUGUAACUGAUACAUAGAAUAUCCUAAAACUCAGUGCCUUACAAAUGAAAGCUGUUCCCAUCAUGUGUUUAUUAUUGCCAGGCUGUAACUGUGGUAUCAAAACUGGACACAAAAGUGACAUUAUUGUCAAGUGAAGUGUCUCUAAAACCGCACUUAUGUAGUUAUUUCACAUGCAGCUUACUAAAAGUAUGUCGUUUUUAAAUGUUAUGCAUCACUUUUCCUUCAGUGUGCAGUGACAUAGUGUUUUAAACAAAUACUAUGAGAUUGCAUGUCAGAUAUCCACUGUUCUUGACCGCAGGUACAUAAAUAUCAGCAGCCUUCUUUGUGAAUGUGAAGUGAAUAUACAGUAUUAUCAAUCAUAACGAGACAGAAAGAAAUGUCUGGGUUAUGGAAAAAAGCACCACUUUCCUAAUAUAAAUUUUUCAAGGAUAGAAAAUGUCAGAUAAGCUUUGUACAAGCUUCAUUUUGUGUUAGUGCUGCACAAAGUUCAUCUACGUUCUGACCUACUGCUGACCAGUACGCUGACCCGAUACCAGCUAGGUGAAAAAAAAAACAAAACAA